AUGCAGUUACUUGCCCUCUCCCUCUUGGCCGCUUCGGCAUCCGUGGUGGAUGCUUGCGUGAGCGAUCAUCUCAUGGAUCGAUCGUUUGACUUGAGGCAGUUGGACCUUGCGAAACGCAGCAGCAAACCACCUCCACCCCUCACCGAGCAAGAGUCAAUCUUGGUGAACUCUUUCGACAACAACACCAUUAGCGAUUGGCUAUACUACUAUACCCAUGGCCUGCACAUCGCCGGAACCAACAAGACCAUGGCUCAAUGGACUGCCGAUAGGUGGACUGACUUCGGCGUCCCAUCAUCUCUUGCCGAGUAUUACGUCUAUUUAAAUUACCCAGUCUCCAGUUCUCUGACGCUCACCCUCGCCGAUGGCACUGUCUGGAACGCGGAGCUUGACGAAGAUGUGCUCGCCGCCGAUGACACCAGCAGCUACCCCAAUCGCGUGCCCAUCUUCCACGGUUACUCUGCUUCUGGAGACGCAAAAGCUGAAUUUGUCUACGUUGGCCGCGGUCAGCAAGUUGACUUUGACAGGCUUGUUGAGCUGGGCGUCGAUCUGAAAGGCAAAAUUGCCAUGGCAAGAUAUGGCGGCCCCUUCAGAGGAUUGAAGGUCAAGAAUGCCCAAGAUUAUGGCAUGCUUGGAUGCGUUAUCUUCACAGACCCGGGUGACGACGGGAAUGUGACCGAGGCAAACGGCUAUGUUGCUUAUCCAGAUGGCCCUGCCAGGCAACCCUCAUCCGUACAGCGCGGAUCAGUUCUGUUUUUGUCCACUGCUCCUGGUGACCCUACCACUCCGGGCUAUCCCUCGAAGGAAGACUCGCCUCGUGCGGACACCAGCCCCGUGGUCCCGAAAAUCCCAUCUCUCCCGAUUUCCUAUGCCAAUGCUCAGAAAAUCCUAGGCGCCCUCGAUGGACAGGGCCAAUCGGCAGACGCUAUCAAUCGCACCAAGUGGGUAGGAGGCCUUGAUGUUCAAUAUUCUAGCGGCCCUGCUCCCGGAGUUGAGCUCUCCUUGUCCAAUGUGAUGCGCGAAGAGGUUGCUCCCAUCUAUAACCCAAUUGGAAUCAUCAACGGAACCAAGGAAGACGAAGUCAUUGUGGUUGGAAACCAUUGGGAUGCUUGGAUCAUUGGUGGUGCUGUUGAUCCCAAUUCUGGAUCCGCCGUCAUGGUUGAACUCGCGAAAGCGCUCGGCAAGCUUCAAGAGUCGGGAUGGAAACCAAAGAGAACAAUUGUUAUGGCCUCUUGGGAUGGAGAAGAAUACGGCCUUCUUGGCUCCUCCGAGCGGGUUGAAGAAUAUCGAGAGAAGAAGUUGGUGUCUUGGGAAGUGGCUCAGACUACACAGCAUUUGUCCACGCUGGUCUUCCAUCGGCAAGUGAAUGUCGGUUCCUCCGGCGGUUCUGGUGACCCCGUCUAUCACUACCAUUCCAACUAUGACUCUUUCCAUUGGAUGGACACAUUCGGCGAUCCCGGUUUCGUCUUCCACAAAGCAAUGGGUCAGUACUUGGCUUUGCUCACGUACCAUCUCGCCUCAGACGACAUUAUUCCAUUCGAAGUGAACAACUAUGGCCCCGAGCUCGCAAAAUAUCUCGCCUCUCUUCGGAAGGUCAUUGAUGCAUCUGGGCUCACUGUUGACUUGUCCCGCUUGGAGGCGGCCAUGGAGGUCCUCAACAAGGCUGCGAAGGCGACCACUGAACUGAGGGACGAAGCUGUUAAGACCGGAGAUGAGCGCCUCAUUGACCUCGUCAACGCUAAGUUCCGCGACUUUGAGAGAGGCUUUGUUAGCCAGGGCGGAUUGCCCAAUCGGGAGUUCUACAAGCACCUUAUCUGGGCUCCUGGCCUUGACACUGGAUAUGCCCCCACAACAUUCCCUGGCAUCACAGAAGCAGUCCAGGGCGGAGACCAGGCUCUUGCUCAAGAGUUCGUGGAGAGGACAAGCAAUGCCAUCUACAUUGCUGCUGGAAUCCUAACGCCAUAA
Histoplasma mississippiense is the source of this 1962-nucleotide messenger RNA. RefSeq lists its product as hypothetical. Gene Ontology annotation, molecular function: carboxypeptidase activity. The record is from RefSeq and is a predicted model, not a curated record. NCBI's taxonomy places the organism in Eukaryota, Fungi, Ascomycota, Eurotiomycetes, Onygenales, Ajellomycetaceae. The transcript has 6 exons. The coding region runs from base 1 to 1962 and encodes 653 amino acids.